Messenger RNA from Leptopilina heterotoma, 1393 nucleotides. Its product is annotated as decapping and exoribonuclease protein-like. Gene Ontology annotation, biological process: nuclear-transcribed mRNA catabolic process; NAD-cap decapping. Gene Ontology annotation, molecular function: mRNA 5'-diphosphatase activity. Gene Ontology annotation, cellular component: nucleus; cytosol. The record is from RefSeq and is a predicted model, not a curated record. The coding region runs from base 230 to 1342 and encodes 370 amino acids. The transcript is spliced from 5 exons. NCBI's taxonomy places the organism in Eukaryota, Metazoa, Arthropoda, Insecta, Hymenoptera, Figitidae.
UAUUUCGUCGUCGUCUUGAAAUCGACGUUUAUAACAUUUCAUUUUUUAUCUUUAUAUUAAAAUAUAGAAUUAAAUGUCAAGAAGUGGAUGAAUUAAAUCUAAAAUUUAAUAUAUUAAUUUUCUUUACAUUUUUUUUAUGCGUAAAAUUGAGAAUAUUGUCUAUAUCCACGUGGAACUGUGAAGAAAUAAUUUAAAUAAUAGGAAAUGCCAAAGAUUUUUUAUCACCACAAUGUCUUUUGAAAUAGAUCAACAGUGGAAUGAAUCAUUCCCAAAAAUUACAAAACCAGAAGUUGUUGGUUAUUACAGUUUAAAUGGUAAACGUGAAUAUUUACCAGAUCUAUCACAAUUGAAAUAUUUAUAUCUACCCCGUGGUAAUCGUAUUAAUUUCAAUCUUAACGAUGGAAUGGAAAAAGUAAUACGCAAACAGGAAUCGGCUUCAAAUGAAAAUAUAAAUAAUCUUCUAAAGUGGAUUCUUGUGAGUCACAGUAAAAUUCAAGCACCACUUGAUUCUGGACGAUGGUUAAAACCAGAGUUUGUUGCAUAUCGAGGACUUUUGAGUGCUUUGUGGAGAACACCAUUUGAAGAGUGUGAUGGAUGGAUCAUAUGUGCGGCAAAAUUUGAGGGAACAAUAUAUUUAUGUGCUUUUGACACAGACGAGGCGAAAAAAAGAAAAGCUAAUGAAACACCAAGAGAGAAAAUGAUGUGCUCUUGGGGUUAUAAAUUUGAGCAAUUUACUUUAACAGAUUUACCGGAUAAGAAACCAUUAACAUCCGAACCUGUUAAUGAAAAUGAGGAAUUUUGCAGUAUGUUCACUUGUGAAUUUGGUGGCAAAUAUCUUCUGUACGGAGCAGAAAUGGAUGGAAUUGAGGCAUGGGUACCAGUGAAAGAACCCGUUGCCUGGAAAAAUGUUAAUUUCGUUGAAUUGAAAACUAACAGAAUUAUUGAAACCGGACGUCAGGACGUUAUUUUUCGGAAAAAACUUUUAAAAUGGUGGUGCCAAUCGUUUUUAGUUGGCAUUGAAAACAUUGUUUGUGGCUUUAGGACAAAUAAUGGAAAUGUUAUAGACUUGAAAAAAUACAAGGUUUCCGAUUUAAUUAAAAUGGCAAAGAAUUAUUGGGAACCGUCGCCUUGUAUGAAUUUCGGUGAUGCUUUCUUGAAUCACGUGAAGAAAGUGGUUACGAAGGAUUAUGACAAAUGUAUUUAUAAAUUUUCAUGGAAUCCGGGGAACAAUGAAGUGGAAUUGACUGUUCUUAAUAGUCAACAUUCGUCGAGUUACGUCUCUCAGUAUACAUUUCUACCACAAUGGUUCAUAGAUAAAGCAAAUGAAUCAAUGCGAAAUUAAUCGCAUUAUCGUGAAGACGAAUCGUAUCCUUUUUUUAUAUAUUUAAUCUAU